Fibroporia radiculosa is the source of this 789-nucleotide messenger RNA. RefSeq lists its product as uncharacterized. The transcript is spliced from 3 exons. NCBI's taxonomy places the organism in Eukaryota, Fungi, Basidiomycota, Agaricomycetes, Polyporales, Fibroporiaceae. The coding region runs from base 1 to 789 and encodes 262 amino acids. The record is from RefSeq and is a predicted model, not a curated record.
AUGUCAUCUGGGCCUGACCCAGAGCGGCGGUCGUCAAAGUCGCCGCAGAGGGCUAUUCGAUAUAGAAUCCCCCCCUCCCCCCCUUUGACGAUUGCUGCAUCUAAUAAGGAAGAGAUCCUGCGGGAGAACGUGCUGUCUCACGCGCAGGCGCGCGGGCAGCACCCAAUGUUCGCGUCAAUCGAUACCGCCCUGUGGGAACCGCUUCUCUUCCUGUAUUCAAAGGCCGAGACGUCGUGGAGGGAGACCACCGUGAAGGGGCUGCCGUGGCCAUUAAUUGCGAGGACCCUGAGAAUGGACGAUGGAUCAUGCGAGGCACGACAACGUCCGCAUGCAGCUAGUAGCGGCAGCACAACAGGCGAGGAAGAAGCAGGCCAGACCGGCAACAGCAUCCGCGUCCGACUUUCAUUCGGCGCGCGAGAGAGAGGGAGGGUACGGUGCACAGGGGGCCCGCCCGGGGCCAAUCCCAUCGCGGAGAUCGCUGCCGAUUCCGCCUCGUGUGCGUCUCACGCGCCUGCUGGAGGACUAGGCUGCAGACAGGGCCUGGGAGGGAGUUCGAACCCCGUGAAGGGCGAGAAGGCGCGAAGAGCGACUAGUGAUCAACACAACUCGGUGGAGCUACCUGGAUGCGUUCACCGUCCCACGGGCGAGCGUGCUCGGCUUCACAAGACAAAGUUCGCUUGGUGGCCAGAUGACCCCCGCCCCAACGCAGCACGGCCACGUCAGCCGUCACACUUUGAAGGCUCGGCUGAUGCUGGCACCCUCAUUUCCACGGCGAACAGCCGUGAUUAG